AUGUUCUUCAACGCGUUGGAUCUUACGACUGCCCUCCGCCCGUCUCUAUUGCCAGAUGAGACUCUUCUCUUUGUGCAGGAUCAGGUCGGACUGUAUGAAGGGAAAUACAAAAUUCCAAAUUACCAGUCUGGCCAUGCCUAUCUCACGUCGCAUCGCAUAUGCUAUGUCGACGGCGAUCAGCCUCGAAAAUACUCUGUUGCCCUUGAGUUAAAAUAUGUCGAUCGUGUUGAAUAUCAAGCAGGCUUCUUAAAGUCGUCGCCCAAGAUAACGAUAUAUCCAAAGCCGUCGAAAAGAGUACUCGGUCAAAAUAGCAACGGUCCUGGCAGUUGGAUUACCCCACAAGCAGCGAGGCCUGGUUCUCCAGGCAGUCCAUCGUCACCCCUUCGCCGGAGUGGUAGUCCAUUCAACUCUCCAGCCACUCUUCCUGUGAGAACACCGAAUGCAACUUGGGUUUGUCCAAUAUGUUCAUUCUCAAAUCCAGUUCCAUCGAAUUUUAACCCUGCAACGGCGAACGCCUCCAUGACACUGCCUUCAUGUUUGGCUUGCGGUAUAAAACCUCCCUUCACUACGAUUUUGAAAGCAGCAAUAACGUCAGCAUCAGCGUCUAGUCGUGGAGGAACUAGCACUGUUUCUGUGCAUCCUUCGCCACUAGGCAGCCAGUAUGAUCCUGUUAGAAUCGGAAGUAAUGGUGAUUAUCUGCCCAGCUUCAACCGAUUCCAUAAUCCUCCUUCGUCAGCGGAUUCAGGUAUAUCUUGCCCAAGAUGUACCUUUGCGAACCACCCUUCUCUCUUAUAUUGUGAAAUAUGCGGUGCACCUCUCCAAAGAGGUGAUCACGCGACCAACAGUCAAAUCCCGGAUCGCUCGGACUCGCCAGCGCCAUUCUUUGCAACCUCAAACUUACAUAAUACCGAAGUAUAUGAAAGCGUCAAGCUAUCCUUCCGUGGAGGUGGUGAGAAGAUAUUUCAUGAAAGGCUCAGAAGCGCUUUGGUACAGCGAAAAUGGCUUCUUCAUGAUGCCCCACCCGUCCCGAAAGCUAACCCUUCUUCCACCUCUUCCACACCAGGUAGCGACCCCAAUUCACUGGGGCAGCGUCCAUCACACUCUGCGGUUGGUAUUGCCGGACUUGAACGCCGGGGAUUCGAAGCAAGGCAGAACAACCAAGUGGUUCUUGGAAGUGCGUUUGAAGAUCUCGAGGCACUGAUGGCAUCGGCCAAGGAAAUCGUUGCGCUUGCCGAAACCUUCGCCGUGGAAUCGGGAAUGAUGUCCAAUGGAAGUUCUGCUGAAGCCAGAAGGGUUCUUUCGCAAUCCGCAGCAGCGCUGGGCAUGACCACUACUAAGGAUAUGCUUGGAUCCGGCGGUGGUUCCGAGAACUUGUACCUAUCGGAGCUCUCUCGCAAUCUGGCAGAAUACCUAACUGAUGAUCGUAACGGUAUCCUUCACCGGGAAGGUGGGAUCAUGAGUCUAAUCGACCUUUGGGCUGUGUUCAAUCGUAGUCGCAAUGGUGUCGAACUUGUAAGCCCGGCAGAUUUCCAAAAGGCGGCUGAGCUGUGGGAGAAACUGAAACUGCCCGUUCGUCUCCGCCGGUUCAAAAGUGGGCUGCUUGUAGUGCAACGUUUCGAUUGGACGGAUGAAAAGACCAUUAGACAGUUGAAAGGGUGGUUUGAAGAGUUGCGAUCCACACCACUGUCUGAUGAAGUUGUUUUUUGGGAUUGGCAUAUGUAUGGUAGAGGCGUUACGGCUCAAGAGGCAGCGGAGCGGUUCGGUUGGAGUGUUGGCGUCGCUGCCGAGGAACUGGAGAUGGCAGAGGAUAGGGGGGUUCUCUGUCGCGAGGAAGGGAUUGAAGGCUUGCGAUUUUGGAAGAAUUAUAUCGUUGAUCCAGAUACUUUCGAAGGGAUGGGUUUCGAAGUGGACUUUUCUCUCCUCGCUGUUUGA
Paracoccidioides brasiliensis Pb18 is the source of this 1932-nucleotide messenger RNA. RefSeq names its product ESCRT-II subunit protein VPS36. Gene Ontology annotation, molecular function: ubiquitin binding; phosphatidylinositol-3-phosphate binding. Bases 1 to 1932 code for a protein of 643 amino acids. The transcript has 3 exons. Gene Ontology annotation, cellular component: ESCRT II complex; late endosome membrane. Gene Ontology annotation, biological process: protein transport to vacuole involved in ubiquitin-dependent protein catabolic process via the multivesicular body sorting pathway. The record is from RefSeq and is a predicted model, not a curated record.